Lonchura striata (white-rumped munia) is the source of this 1935-nucleotide messenger RNA. The record is from RefSeq and is a predicted model, not a curated record. Lineage: Eukaryota; Metazoa; Chordata; Aves; Passeriformes; Estrildidae.
GUGAGAACUCUGCCCGACGGUCAGCAACUUUUAAAUUUCACUUGGCUGCCCUUGCUCUGUGGACUGAGGAAUGGUUCUCUCCCAAGACGACUCCCAAGUGUCACUUCUGAACAGUUUGCAGACGCUGUCCUGGGUCAGAGCCAUGGUUCUGGUACAGGAAAUCCACUGCAGGAGGUUCAGCACACACAACCCUGCUGAAACGGCACAGGAGCUGUCCUCCUCCUUUUGCACUGCACUAGAGCUGGAGAAAGCAAUUUCUGCCUGCACUGGAGCUAUGGAAAAAAUAAUUUAAAGUAUCUGGAGGACACAGGCACUUGUCUAGACCAGCAUUUUCAGACAGGCCUCUGGUAUGAGGCACCUCAUCUCAGUUACCUUUAACACUGAUUUGGCUUUUUGGGAAUCCUACACGAGUCAUUCUCUCUCCCAAGCAAGAGUAAAGCACCACUCAAUAAAAACAUUUAUUGAUUCAGAAGCAACCUUUACAGUGGGAUUAUUUGCAUGUUCUCAUCUGGAGUAAUGGUACAACCAUGAAGAACAAUCUAAAGUGGUUUUGCUCCACACUCUUACUGAGUGCUUUCCCUUUUCCACCCAAGGGAAUGCAUUCCCUGUCAUACAUGCACUAUUUAAAUCAGUGAAUCAUCUGCCUUCCUUCACAGAUGCCCUCAGAACAUGUCUGAUUGGACAAAUCUGUGGUAUGUCUGGCUGAUCUUGCUGCUGGUGUUCCUGCUCCUGCUCUGUGGGGUCUCGGCGAGCUGUGUCAAGUUCUGCUGCCAGAAGAAAAGGCUCCCAGUGGAGACCUUCCCUCGGCACCCUUGUGACCUGGCAGUGAUUGGCAUUGACAGUGACAGCACUGCCCACAGCACAGUGACCUCAUACAGCUCAUGGCAGUACCCUCCAAGUGUCCAGAUUCCCUUGGUAUUUGUGGAUAUGGAUAAGAACACUGUGUCCCCUCCUGCUUACAGCCUCUAUGCCAUGGACCUGCCACCUUCCUAUGAUGAAGCUGUUCAAAUGGGAAAGCAAGUGGCACGGACAAACCAGAAACUUGAUGAAAUCCCUGAACAGGUGACACCACAUGGGCUGAAUCCCAGCCAGUUCCCACCUGACACAAUCAACAGAGGUUCAGCAAGACAGGAAAAUUCAGAAGAUUCAGAAGAUGCCACGAAAGAACAGCCACAGGUCUGACUCAGUUCAGAUGGGGAGGAAAGUAAGGGAAGGACUGUAAGAGUUAAAGAAGACACAAAGAGUUUGGGUUUAUAAGUAGGUUAUGAUGGAAGGAUAUUUCUUCUCAUGCCCUUGUAGUGAUCUGUCAGAAGAAAUGUUUUCUGUGACUGCUGUAAUCCCCUGGUAAAGCUUCUUCAAGGAUAUGAAAUGAGGUAAAAGGGCAGCAGUUUAAAAAUGCCUGUAAAAAUGGGACGUGAAUGCGUGUUCAUCUUCUGAUAAAAAAAAUUGUUCCUUGUGUCCAGCAAUAAAAAAGGUUAGGAGAAUUUUGCCACCUUGGGAAUACACACUCAGAACAGCACAAACAGGAAGCUGUUGUACUAGAACAGAAGUUUCCCAAGCUGGAAUUGGAGGGGGAAUCCCAGCAAGUGACACUGAACAGCCUCUGUAGUUUCUCUUCUUUUGAGAACACCAACUGCCCAGGAAACUGCUGAGGACAAAGUGCUGCACAGUGGCUCAUGCUCCUCACGGAGCAGGAAGAUGCCAGGACAGGAGAGUGUGGAGGGAAAUGCUUUGUGUUGUUUCACACCUGCACAAAGGGAAUGAGGCAGAUGAGACACGACACUUCUGUGCUGGUGGUGGUCAUGAGACCACAAGGGAUUGUUUUUCAGGUUCUAUAAAUCUCUCCAUUUCUAUUUUCAAGAUGUGUUGCCUUGUGGGUGGGUUCCCUUUGCUAUUUAUUUUUUCCAGACAAAUUACACAUUAAUUCCAAAGAGA